GACUACUGUAGGCCUUCAAAAUGACCAAGUCCACCGAAGCGAACCGAGAUAUCUACUACCGCAAGGCGAAGGAGGUGGGCUUCCGCGCACGCUCGGCUUUUAAGCUGCUGCAGCUGGACGAGCAGUUUGACUUUUUGCGCAACGUACAACGCGCCGUGGACCUGUGCGCUGCGCCUGGAAGCUGGAGCCAAGUGCUGAGCCGCAAAUUAUACGACGCCAGUAACGUACAGAGCGUCGACAGCGACGAUGUGCGUAUUAUGUCGGUGGAUCUGCAGGAGAUGGCGCCAAUCGCCGGCGUGCAGCUGCUACAGGGCGACAUCACCUCGAAGCGCACGGCCGAGCAGAUCAUCAGCCAUUUCCACGGUGCCAAGGCCCAAGUAGUGGUGAGCGAUGGCGCACCUGAUGUGACGGGCGUGCACGACAUUGACGAGUUCGUCCAGGCCGAGCUGCUAGCCGCUGCGCUCAACAUCACCACGCACGUACUGGAAGAGGGCGGCGCUUUUGUUGCAAAGAUCUUCCGCUGCGAGCAAUACGAUCUGCUAGCUACGCAGCUCAGCGUCUUCUUCGAGAGCGUGUCGUGCUCCAAGCCCAUGAGUAGUCGUGCGCAAAGUAACGAGGCCUUUGUAGUAUGCCAAGGUUUCCGGCUGCCCGAAAACUACACGCCUGUAAUGACGUCGUAUCUCCUCCCGCGGUACGGACUUGAGGAAGGCGAAAAGCACGACCCGCUAUUAGUACCGUUCCUAGCAAGCGGAGACCUGUCAGGAUACGACGCCUACCAGCAAUUCUACUGAUGCCUUCGAGAUAAAACAAUUGCUCAAUA
Molecule: messenger RNA, 820 nt
Organism: Phytophthora infestans T30-4
Lineage: Eukaryota; Oomycota; Peronosporomycetes; Peronosporales; Peronosporaceae
Product: ribosomal RNA methyltransferase, putative
Exons: 2
Coding region: 21-791 (256 amino acids)
Biological process (GO): cytoplasmic translation; tRNA methylation
Cellular component (GO): cytoplasm
Molecular function (GO): tRNA methyltransferase activity
Source: RefSeq, a predicted model, not a curated record